Molecule: messenger RNA, 2160 nt
Organism: Hansenula ciferrii
Lineage: Eukaryota; Fungi; Ascomycota; Saccharomycetes; Phaffomycetales; Wickerhamomycetaceae
Gene: EXO84
Product: exocyst subunit EXO84
Exons: 1
Coding region: 1-2160 (719 amino acids)
Biological process (GO): exocytosis; Golgi to plasma membrane transport; intracellular protein localization
Cellular component (GO): exocyst
Source: RefSeq, a predicted model, not a curated record
AUGGUGGACUUCUCUUUAAGAAAAACAAAAGCAUUCAAAUCCACACAGGCAUCAAAAGGUUCUAAUCCAUACGCUAGUCUAAAGAACAACAAUUAUGAUCAAAAUCAUCAAAAUGUUAAAUUACCUUCAAUUGCUAAAAAAGAUCAGGAGAAAAUUGGGAAACUAAUGCAAAGAAGAAUGUCUAUUCAUCAAAGUCAAUUACCAAACAUGUAUCAAUCAAAUGAGAAUGGCCAAAGUGUUCCUGCAUUGCCUAAUAAUGGGAUUAUCCCUUCAAGACUUGGUGGGAAUGUCAUCAAUGUUUCUGAGAUUACACAGGGAACACAGGGAAGAGCUACAACUAGAAUUCCUAGUAAUCCUGGUGCUAAUAUUGCAGUUGGUGGUGGUAAAUCAACCACUAAAAAUAUGGAUUUACAAGAUCCUGCUGUUAUUCAAUUAUUAACAGAUUCUGAAUUUAACCCUCAAGAUUUCAUUAGAUCAAGACUUGGUGAUUCUACUGCAUCAGAUAUUGAUAGAUUUAAUUCUAAUUUAACAAGUUUAAAUAAAAGAAUUAAUAAUGAUAUUAAAAUCGCAUCAAAUCAAACUUUUGAUAAAUUAUCAAAUGCAACAAAAGAAUUACAAAAAACUGAUUUAGAAUUGAAAUUCUUGAGAAAUUCUAUAAAUGAAUUAAUGGAAUUAACUAAUGAUAUGAAAAUUCAAGCUGAAAAAAAAAUUCAAUUAGAAUUUGUUCAAACUAAUGAAUUAACAAAGACAAAUUCCACCAAGAAUCGUCAAAAGCGGGCACAAGAUAGAAGUUCAAUCCUUGUAUUAGAGAAAAUGUGGGCAAAUGAAAUGAAUUCAUUAUUUAAACAUGUUGAAGGUGCACAAAAAUUCAUUGCUGCAAUUCCAGGACGUCAUGUUAUAACUGAAAGUGGUCGUUGGUAUGAAUUAAAUUCUGCAACUUUUAAAACUUUACAACCUGCACAUAUUUUCCUAUUAAAUGAUUUGGUAUUAAUUGCAACAAGAAGACGUAAAAAUGGAAUGAAAUCAAAAGAUUCAUCAUCUGUUAAAAUUCAAUCACUUGUUGCUGAUCAAUGUUGGCCAUUAAGAGAAGUUCAAUUUAUUGAAAUACCAAAUUCUCACGACUCUAAAGAAGUCUAUACUAUAAAUAUUAAAUAUAAUAGCUUAAGCUAUAUAUAUCAAACUGAUAGAUUAGAUCAUUAUAAUAAAAUUUUAUCAGGUUAUAAAAAAGCAAGAAAUGAAUUACGUGAUAUUUCAGAAGCUGAAAAUAUAAAACAAAGACAAUUAAGAGAUUCAAUGACUUUAUUAUCAAUUGGUGGGGAUAAUAAACCAGUAACCAAUGGUAAUGGUACCAAUGGUUCUUCAACUCCAAAUAGACAUAGUUAUCAUAAUAAAAGAAAUAGUAAUGUUAUAUUACAAGAUUUAAGUACCAGGAUGCAUAGUCGAUCAAGAAGUAUGGAUAAUUCAAAUACUUUAAGAUCAUUAAAGAAAAUUGAUGAUAUGGUUGAUGAAUUAGAUGUUUUGAUAUUUCAUGAAUUAUUUGAAGAAAGUUUAACAAAACUGAAUGAAUUAGAAAUUGAUCUUGAUAUGCAAAAAAAUCAAUGUAAUAAUGAAGAAAUAUUAUUUUUCAAUAUUAUAAAAUUAAAAAUUAAUUCACAAAAAGAUGAAAUUAUCAAAAAAUUAAUAAAUUUGAUAAAUAAACCAGAAGUACAAUCUAUAAAUUUAAUUGAGAUUGAAUCAUCAAUUAAUUUAUUAAUUAAAUUAAACCUGGUUGAUAUUGCCAAAAUCUUAUUAUUAAAUAAUAGAUCAUCAUAUAUAAAUUCAUUAAUUUCAAAAGUUGAAGAAUCCAAAACUCAAAUAACAAAUUAUAUUGAAGAAAUUACAAUAAUUAGAAUUCAAAAUUUAAAAUCAACAAUUAAAUUAUUUAAAUCACUUUUCCCCCAAACACCAUCAAAUUUAAGUUAUUUAGUUGAAUGGGGGUUAGAUGAAAUUAAAUCACAUAUUAGAAUUUUACAAAAAUCUAUAAAUGGUGUUGUAUUACCUAAAACAAGUUUACAAUCUUCAAUUUUAAUUAUUCAUAGACAAGUUAUGGAUUUGAAAUUGGCUGGAUUGGAUGUUGAAUAUCUUUUUGAUGAUUUUUAUAAGUCUAUUGAUACAAAAUGA